UCUUUGACAGGAUUUCAAUUCUGAUCGUUAGUUUGUUUGUUGUUUCUCAUUUAUAAUUAAUUAAACAUUUUAAAUGUUUUUAAUUAAACACUCGAAAAGUGAGCAAACCAUUGGAUUAAAUUACUGGUUAACCUGAGAUUUCCUAUUGAUCAUCUUUACUUCAUUUUCUUCAUCUUCUUCUCAUUUAGAAUUUCUUGUUGAGGCAAAAAAAAAAGUUAACUGCAGAACAAUUAAUAAUUGAUACAUUUGCCAGUAAAUUGAGACAAAGGAAUAAAUUAAAUUUUCAUCACUUAAUCAACCAUAUACACCUACUUGUCCAUGUCAAGAAUGAUUCUAGACUCAUCCUAGAAGUUGAAUAAUCACCAAUGGUGCCAGUUAUUAUGUUAAUGUUGUUAUGCCAUUACAAUUAUCAUCUUCUGCUCUCUGGCUAAUAUAUUUUUUUGGUAUUCUACCAAUACAACUACCACAACCACUACCAUUACCAUCAUCACCAUCAACAGUACUACUAAACCACCCAAAGAAAAAGAUUUGUGAUCCAUCAACAUGCAAAUGGAAAAGGUAAAUGAUACUCGUGAUUUAGAGCAAGUGGGAGCUCGUCUCAUCGAGAAUGGAGCUUAUGCUCAGGAUAAGAUCGCCUCCAUGACCGCUCAAUUGAGUAGAUUAGCCUCUGAUUUUACCACCAGUUGGGAAGAGCGAACCACCAUACUCAAUUUAACUGCUACCUUUUAUCAACACGCUGAACAUUAUUUUAGAAAUGGUGAAACUUGGUCUCGACAAUGUGAAGGUCCUUGUUUUAUACCAAAUGAACUUAGGGAAUUGGAGGAAAAAGUUCAUCAAUCAAAGAAACUGCUUGAUGCAAUUAACCGAGCAUAUAAUGAUGUGAUCACCAGUAGUAAUAAACUAUGUUAUCAACUUAACCAUUUCAUUAGUUUCUGCUAUCAAUGUAAAUUUAAUCCUUCAUCAUCUUCAUCAACAACAACAGCAGCAACGGAUAACAAUUUUAUUUCAUCUUCAUCUUCAUCUUCAUCUACAUCAACCCCAUCACCUCCUUCAUCAUCCAGUAGACUUAGAAAUCCGAAAGCUGAUUACAAUGAGGCAACUAAACAUAUUCUCGCAGUAACUCAUCGUAUCACCUCACAUUAUCGUCGAAUAGAAUCUCUUUUAGAGUCUAAACGUCAAAGGUUACACCUUCGUUUCUCUUUGGCACUUUUUAAUGAUGAUGUGCGACAAGUAAUGGAUUGGAUUAGUACUUGUGGUGAGAGUAUGUUGACCAAAAAUUUUGGUAUUGGUAAAAUUUGAAACAGCUCAAGAAUUACAAAGAAUCACCAACAAUUGGAAAAUUAUGCUCAAAAUACUUAUAAUAAUGUGGAAAAAUUGAGAAGAGCUGCCGUUGAAUUUGCUCGAACCGGUGAAUGUGAUCGUGAUGAAAUCUAUCGAAUACGUGAAGAGAUGGUUGAACAUUCAGAAAGAUUUAAACAGCGAAUUGAAAGACGUCGACGACAUUUAGAACUUGGAAUACGAUUUUUUGAGAAAGAAAAAGAUCUCAACCUUUACUUUGAGGAAUUGCAAAAUUAUUAUCGAGCAACAGAUAAACCAAUCGAAGCACCAAAAACCAUCGAAGCCUGUGAAAGUAAUUUAGACCAAAUUUUAGAGCAACGUGACAUUGUGGUGGCCACAGUUUUACCCGCCAUCAAUGAAGGAGAAACACUUUUACAAGAGUUACGAGUUCUACUCAAUUCUCCAGCAAGUGAUGGAGAUUCAGCUUAUGAAGGAAGCUCAUCCAAUUCAUCAUCUUCUUCAAAUUGUCAGAAUUCACCUUCUUCUCUUAAAUCAUCUAUCCAAGCAAUUGAAACUUCAUUAGAAAAUUUUAAACGUAUGGCCAAUACAAUUGAAGAAUUGUGGAAUAAUAGGAAAUUUAAGAUGGAAUUGUGUCUACAAUUAAGAUUAUUCGAAAAGGAUGUAGCCAAUGUAAUUAAUGAGAUACAAAUUUACAAAGAGGAAGUUCGAAGAAAAUACUCAGCUGAUAUUCUUUUCGAGGAUCUUCAUUGUGCCGAACGUGCUCUCCAAGAACAUAAUGAUCUAUUCAGUCGAGUUCAAAGGCUAUGUUAUGAUGCAUUUAGUAGAGGAGAAAAUCUAAUCCAGGUUUUUGAAUCAUGUUCCUCUUCAAUAAUGAUUCUUGCCGAUUGCGGUUUUGAUUUAGUUCCAUCAACUCAAAAUUCUCGUCGUAUCACCGCAUUACAAAUAACCCAAUUACUUUUAGAAUUGCUGAGAGAUAAAGAGAUGGACAUUGAAGAUGUCGCUGAAACAACUCGAGGUCAUCUCGAACAGCGUGUUCACCUUUGCCAAUUUGAAUCAGAAGCGAAACAAGUACUUAGCUGGAUAAAAAACGCUGAAUCAAUGUUAUCAGCCUCUUUCACGAUACCUCAGUCACUUACGGAAGCUGAAAAUCUCAGAACUGAACAUGAACAUUUUCAAGUAGCAAUUGAGAAAACACAUACAUCAGUUUAUCACCUUCAACAGAGAGCAGAAAGUGCGAUACAAAAUGAUAACGUUAACCCGGAAAGGAUUCACUUGAUUCUUGCUGAUGUUAGUAAAAUGUGGCAAACGCUUAUGGCUCAAGCUGAGGCUCGCAACAAGUUGGUACAAGCUAGUCUUAAUUUCUACAAGACCGCUGACCAGGUCAGAUCUGUACUCGAAAGCCUUGAGAAACAAUAUCGAUCUGAGGAAGAUUUUUGUGGAGCCUGUAACAUUGAAGGUCAUCUUAAUAGUCCAGUAACAAUAUCACUCAAUGAUUCUGAAAGUGAAACUGGUGAUAAAAAGAUUGCUCAGAUAAUCUCUAAACAUCAAGAACAAAAGGAAGCAUUUCACAAGGCGACAACUUUAGCUCGUCGAAAUAUGGAAUCUUUUAUUCGCUAUGCACUUUUCUCAAUGUCCAUUUAUCAUCAUAAUAAUCAAACUGGACCCAAGUAUCGAAAUGCUGAAAAUAAAGUUAACAAUAUUAUGGAUUUUAUAACAGUACAAGAAGAAAGGACAAUUGAUUCAUGGACCGAAAGGAAAAAGAGACUUGACCAUUGUCAGCAAUACGUUUUGGUUGAACAUUCUGGUCGACAGGCUAUCAAAUGGAUAAGGGAAACGGGUGAAGUUUGGCUUAAUAAACAAUUGGCUCGUAAUUUAUCAACAGCGGGAAAAGAUGAACUUGAAGAGGCUCAUAAGUCUCUUACUGAAUUUAGGAUACAGGUGAAAGAAACCAAGGAAAAAGUUAGACUGUUAAUUCAGCUGUCGGAAAAUUUAAUCGAGCGAGGUCACAUUCACUGUCACGCUAUCAAAUAUUGGUGUAACCUGGUUGAGAAAACGUUUAAAGAAUUUAGUAAAUCACUUGAUCAAUAUAAGCGUCGAUUAGAGGAUCAAUUGGGUUUAGGAAAAUCAAGCGUUUCUGGUGAAAGUGUCAAAGAAGAGUCUGGAGUUGGUGGUAUCUCAGUGGGCGGAAGCUCAGCCGGUGAUCGUAGUUCCGAUUCCUCAUUGGAAAGUAAAUUAAGUCGAGACAAGGCUUCCAUUUAUACCAAUUCAAGUGGAUCAAGUUCAUCAACCAGUGGCGUAAAUUCUGGUGGUAAAAGUGGAUUGAUUAACCAUAAAUCAUCAGAUGAAUUUCAACAUUUAACUGCUGAUCAACUUGAAGUGAAACGUAAAAUAGUCAGUAAACGGGAAUUGACCAUGAGUGAACUACUUCAAACGGAGAAAAGUUAUGUUAACGAUCUUCGAACCUGUUUGAACACUUAUCUAGCAGAAUUCAGAACAAAAUCAGCUGAUGAUCAGUUUUUCAAAGAAAAAGAAAGUAUCAUUUUCGGUAAUAUUGAACAAAUCUACAAUUUCCACAAUGACAUUUUUCUUAAAGAAUUGGAAAAAUAUGAAACUAUGCCCGAAGAUAUCGGCCACUGUUUCGUUACUCGAGCUCGUUCAUUUGACGUCUAUGUAAAUUAUUGUAAAAACAAACCCGAUUCUAAUGCAGCUCUAAUGAUUCCAAAGAUUUUCUCAUUCUUCGAGGAUGUUCAACGUAAACACGGUGUCCUACAUCCAAUCGCUGCUUACCUGAUCAAACCCGUUCAACGGAUAACAAAAUAUCAGCUACUAUUGGACAAGUUGCUCUCUUACUGUGAGGAGGGUCUACAGGGUGAGAUUAAGGAUGGCCUGGAAGUGAUGCUUUUGGUGCCUAAGAAAGCCAAUGAUGCUUUACACUUGAGCAUGUUGGAAGGAUGUGAUAUUUCAAUUAACCAAUUGGGAGAGGUGAUAAUGCAAGAUUCUUUCCAAAUAUUUGACCCUAAAUCACUUAUACCCUCACGGAAACGACGUGAAAGACGAGUCUUCCUUUUUGAACUGUACAUAGUAUUUGCCAAAGAAGCCAAACCUGAUCUCAAUCAAAUGAACUCCAAUUCAAGUAACAAUAACUCAAAAAACAGUAACACCUCAAGGGACAAUUGUAACCGAGGUCGUUAUAUGUUUAAAAGCCGCUACAUGACCGCUGAAAUUGGCCUUGCAGAAACGGUUGACUCGGACGAGUGUAAAUUUGCCAUUUGGACAAAUGGAGCAUCAACUCGAGGUCCCAAUUUUCAAGAAAAUAAGAUUAUCCUUAAAGCGCCAACAAUUGAGGUUAAAAGUUUAUGGAUAAAAAAGAUGAGGGAGGUUAUUCAAGGAAGUUACUUUACUACCAGAAUAUCAACACUUAACCUAACCAAACCCAUUGGUGAUUCCCGAUCAAAUGGUAAACAAACCACCUCUUCAUCAACAACCACAACAACAACAACAACAGGCAACACCAGUACCACCGCCAUGACUACCAACAGUGGAAACAAUAACCUCGAUCAACCAUCAACAAAAUCGUCAAAUAUCAACAAUCCACCGGCGGUAACAGCAACUCCACUCUCCAAUAACAAUAACAGCAAAGAUAAUAACAAUGUCAUCACUUCUGGAUUAACAAUUUCAUCAGACGUUUUAACAACAAAAUCAUCAUCGUCCUCAAAUUAAAUUCUCACAAUUUAAGCAAUUAAAUGCAGAUUCUCAUGGAUGUGUUGCUAAGUCAUCCAUUCUCAUCCACCCGCCCUCCUCCUACUCAUCCUCACAUACACAAAUACACACACACAAACACCAUGUCUUUAACCCUCUUACCCACCCACCCGAUUAAACUCAACAAAUUUCUCUCUCUCUCUCUCUCUCUCUUGAAUUUUUAAAAAAACUCUAGUCCUGUGAACAAAGAAACAAGUAAUUAACUCGCCGAGCAUAAUUUUAUCUUUGUGGAUCAAAAUUGACCUUUUUCCCGACUCUCCGCUCUCAUCAUCUUACUCUCAUUGUCCCAUCUCUUUGCGAGUGAACAUUUUAAUUCAAAAAAGUUGAACCAAAACUAUUUUUCCCUCUUUAAUCAUCCUCAUCAUUUAUCAUCACUCUUUCAUCAUCCAUUGUAUUUAAAUAUUUCCUUGCAAAUUGAUUGGUUUUAACGAAAAAAAAGUUAACAAUUGAUAACAAUUAACCAGAGACAAAGGGAAAAGGAAAACAAGUCAAUUUAAAAACAAUUAUGUGUUAUAUUAUUAUUAUUAUUAAUUAUUAACUAUUAUUACUAUUAUUAUAAAUAAGUAUAAAUGUAAUUCUUGCAUAAUUAAGGAAAACUAAUUGUAAUGAAAGGAAAAAAAAGAAAACACCAAAUUAAAAUAAUUGUAAUGAGAAUGUGAUUUUCUUGCUUGUGUUAACCGAAUCGAGUCCGAUAUUUUAAUUCGGAUCAUUUUGUAUGAACGAAGAAAUAAAAUUCUGUUUUCAGUGAAUUGAUGAUAAA
Panonychus citri (citrus red mite) is the source of this 5818-nucleotide messenger RNA. Its product is annotated as triple functional domain protein-like. Gene Ontology annotation, molecular function: protein binding; guanyl-nucleotide exchange factor activity. Lineage: Eukaryota; Metazoa; Arthropoda; Arachnida; Trombidiformes; Tetranychidae. The transcript is spliced from 5 exons. The record is from RefSeq and is a predicted model, not a curated record. Gene Ontology annotation, cellular component: cytoplasm.